AUGGCUCUUGUCAAAGUCCAGGCUCUCACAUCACAUGCUUAUCUCGCUUUCUUCGAUUCUCAUUAUGCUCUCACUGAACUUACUCCUUCCUUCCUCGACCUUCCUCGCACGCUUCUAAACUUGCCUAACCUGUCAGUCGAACUCACUCACCACCGCAUUGUACAAAUUUGUUGGCAACAUCGUGAACGUGGUUCCGUUGUCAACAACCAUGCCGUCAUCUCCUCUGCUGUUCACCCUCGACAGCAUAUUCGGCGCCAAGAUAGUCCUCUCCCCUACAUAUAUCCCGACGAAUCCAAUGCAGUAGAAAUAAGGAUGUUUCGGGGAAGAGGACUAUCCUGGCGCCGAAUAUGUGUGCCGAGGGUGAACAGCAGAGAGGAUGACAACGUGGUUGUUGACAAUGGAACUAUAUUCACGAUGUUGCCGACGAGUUUGUAUAAUGCGGUGGUGAGUGAGUUCGACUGA
Molecule: messenger RNA, 462 nt
Organism: Sphenostylis stenocarpa
Lineage: Eukaryota; Viridiplantae; Streptophyta; Magnoliopsida; Fabales; Fabaceae
Source: the annotation of a GenBank genome assembly